UGGACUGGAGCGUGUUUCAGAGUGACUAUAUCAUUCAUGCUGAGACGGCUAUGACAGCACUGAGGAAUGCUGAUGAGACUUUGAGUGACGGGCUGUUAAUUGCAAUUGUCCUGAAAGGGUUGCCCGAAUCAUUUAAGCCGUUUGCCAUCCACAUAACACAGAGUGACGAGCAGAUGACUUUUGGCGAGUUCAAAACCAAGUUGAGGAGCUACGAAAGCACCGAGAAAUUUAGCGCCAUUUCCACUGAUGACAACGUGAUGAAGAUAUCUACAGCGCACAGUACAGUAAAGUCCGGAUCUAUGAUUGCAAGCCACCUACUGUCCCUAUGUUCCUGCUCAACACCCACUGCUGUGUCUUAUUAUCCUACUGUUAUUUGUAUUUAUAUUUGUAUUAUUACCACUACCAUUACUAUUAUUUCAUCUAUCUGUUGAACUUGCUUGGUGCUGUGUGUUCUCCCCAAUAUCCCCCUCCUCAAUCCCGGUCAAAGCAGUUGGCCGUCUAUCCUGAGUCUGGAUUCUGCCUACCUGUUAAAAGGGAGAUUUUCUUUGCCAAUGUCACCAAAUGCUUGCUCAUGGUAGGAUUUGUUGGGUACAAUAAUGAUAACUUGUUUUAUUUUAAAUUGUGCUAUAGAAAUAAAAUUGAAUGGAAUUGAAUUGAAGCACAACCUUAAUAAAGUCAUGGACCAAACCAGCAAGGAA
Micropterus salmoides (largemouth bass) is the source of this 698-nucleotide messenger RNA. RefSeq lists its product as uncharacterized. The record is from RefSeq and is a predicted model, not a curated record. Lineage: Eukaryota; Metazoa; Chordata; Actinopteri; Centrarchiformes; Centrarchidae. The transcript is spliced from 4 exons. Bases 51 to 431 code for a protein of 126 amino acids.